AUGUUGUCCCCAUCCACCCCCGACUCGUCCCAAUCAGACCCCAAGCCCUGCUCUUGCCCCAACGCCAAUCUAUCACUCCCUAUCUACGACAUCACAUCUCUCUCCCUUCUCCCUGCCGAGCUCCGAAACCUUGUCUUCGACUUCUUGACCGCCGACACCUGCCCUACCCACACUAUCGCGCUCGCUCGGCUUUCGAAACACCACUAUGCGAAUCUCAUCCCUCGUCUGUACAAGUGUAUUGUCGUGACCGACGAAGCCAUCGAUCUGGGUUUCCGGGACUGGAGCUGGGGAGGAGCGUCUACUGAGCAAGAGGAAACUUCUUGGGACCUGUGA
Cryptococcus amylolentus CBS 6039 is the source of this 333-nucleotide messenger RNA. RefSeq lists its product as hypothetical. The transcript has 2 exons. Lineage: Eukaryota; Fungi; Basidiomycota; Tremellomycetes; Tremellales; Cryptococcaceae. The coding region runs from base 1 to 333 and encodes 110 amino acids. The record is from RefSeq and is a predicted model, not a curated record.